GGCGAAUCUGCCAGUGCUGAGCUCCAUGGUUGUAUCUGGUAUCAAAGUGCAACAUGAACUUUGUGUUAAUGAGGAAGAUGUAUUUGCUGAGCUGCCUUCUAGCCUUGCUGCUCCCCCCUCUCUCACACCAAGAGGAGCAUCCCAAGCUGCUGCUCGUGUCGUUUGAUGGUUUCCGCUGGGACUACGUGAACAGGGUUCCCACACCCAACUUCCGUGCCCUGAUAGACGAGGGAGUGCAGGUUGAGCGUAUGGAGAACACCUACAUCACCAAGACCUUUCCUAACCACUACACUUUAGUGACAGGCUUGCACGCAGAGAGUCAUGGCAUUGUAGCAAAUGAAAUGUACGACCCAGUUAUGAAUCGCUCCUUCUCCAUGGAGGGGCCGGAAGUGUACGACUCUCGAUGGUGGACGGAGGCUGUUCCACUGUGGGUAACCAAUCAGAUGGCUGGAUGGAGGAGCGGGGCUGCCAUGUGGCCUGGAUCAGAUGUGUCCAUUGGUGGAAUAUACCCGACCCGUUACAUGCCAUACAAUGCCUCCAUGCCUUUUGAGAUGCGUGUAGAGAAGCUGAUCAGCUGGUUCUCAGGACCAGAGGCGAUUAAUUUUGGGGUGCUGUAUUGGGAAGAGCCUGACGAGAGCGGCCACAACCUGGGGCCCGAGAGCCCGCUUAUCGACGUGAUCAUUGAGGACAUUGAUGUCAAACUGGGCUUUCUCCGAGACGAGCUCAAGAGAGCUGGGCUUUAUGACAAAAUCAAUCUCAUUGUCACAAGUGACCAUGGUAUGACACAGCUGUCACGUGACAAAAUCAUUGAGCUGGACACUUAUGUGAGUCGAGAUCUCUACACAUGGAUAGACAAGAGCCCAGUGGUGGGCAUUCUACCUAAAGAAGAUAAAUUUGAUGAAGUGUAUAAUUUGUUGGCGAAUGCAAAUCCUAACAUGAUGGUGUACAAGCGAGAAGACAUUCCUGAUCAUUUCCACUAUAAACACAACCUAAGAAUAAUGCCGAUUAUUAUUGAGGUCAAAGAAGGCUGGACCAUCGUACAGAACAAAACUGGACCCUUUAUGAUGGGCAACCAUGGCUAUGAUAACCACCUCCCCAGCAUGCACCCUGUGUUUGUUGCCCGUGGCCCAUUAUUCCGUACAGGUUACACUAAGGCCUCGAUGCGCUCAGUGGACCUCUACCCUCUUAUGUGUAGUGUUCUGGGCAUUCAAGCACUGCCCAACAACGGCUCCCUGAUGAGUGUGCGCGAUCUGCUGGUGGAGACGUUCACAGCUAGACCUGUACCUCUGUCCGUACGCAAGGAGCCCUCGUGUGCCUGGGUUGUGGGCACUGUCCUGGGCAGCGGCCUCGUCUUGGGAUUCCUCAUUACGUUCGUGAAGCAGUUGACACAGAGGCAACUGCCCCCAUUGCCUCUGACCAACAGGGAGAUUUCACAGCCCUUACUGCAGGAAGAAUUGCGCCUUUAAUGAAAAACAGUGUUUCUCAUUAUUACGUUAUUUUAUUUAGAGAAGGGAAAGCUUGCAGUAACACUACAGUCUCUAGUGGGAGGCUCUUGGAAGCAUGUAGCAUUGCUCCACUCUCUGGUGCUUCAGAGCCAAUUUUUACUCUCUGUCAUUUUCAAAUAUUUAAAAUUAAACCCGAGAGAGAAGGUCACAUUAAUUUGUAAAUCAGCGAAAGAGAGGACAACUACCAAAUCGAAUCCAAUAUCACUGGUGCUAUGCCAAGGUUUAGCAACUGUAGAGCAAUACAACAAGAGAAGCUACAGGCAAACAGUCUGAACAAUCAUUCAAAGUCCUCUGCUGAUAAAACUGAGCAUUUUCAAUUUCCGAAAUCCUGUGGCCUAUAUACUUAAAAGGUAGACUGCCUUUCAGAUUUUUCAAGUAUAGGUCAUAAAAAGAAUUUUCCCUGACACCCAAUGAUUUUUGUUUAGUGGACCGAAAGCUACUGAAGUCAAAUCAGACGUCCAAUUUUAUUAGUUUUUUAAAAAAUAGAAUAAUUAAUGAAUUUAGGGCCAUGUGGCCCUAAAUUCUCAGCUAUUUUUUCCUGCUUCACCACGACCCAAUUCAAGAUACUAUGCCAUGCAUCACGUGGUGGGCUUUCCCCAUUUGCGCAAGGCAUUAUGGGGAAACAAAUUCGAAAUGAGAGAAAAACGGAGGACGCGAGUGUGCGAACGAAACGUGAAAGACCGACAACAGUAACGGAAAGCAAGAAGAAAAGACAUUAUGUUGCGAAGGAAAGGAAAUGCAGAACCAAACUAAUAAAUGUUAGCGGUCAGCGAGCACCUCGGUGUGAUCAGCUGUUUGUUUAGCGACAGAAUGAUGUGACUGUCAGUGCACGGUCAAAGGUAAACCUGCGCACACGGACUUCCUCGGUCUGCCUGACUGCGUGAAGCAAGCGAUUUCAUGCACGUUAUUUGCUCGGGAAGCUCCUCAAAUUAAAUAACUUCCCAGCAAGAGAAUGGCCUGAUAUUUUGAAAGAUAUUACAGAAAUAAACAUCACAAUGACCAAAUUUCAGAGAGAACUAAAUUUCACUGAUUUUAUGAAAUCAAAAGGCAGUCUCACUUUAAAGGAAAAAAAAACAGGAAAAAAAAUUGAUUUAAAAACAAAAACUUUUACCCUUUUAAAGAUACAAGAAACCUUUUCUUCUGGGAAAGGGAAAAAAAAAAAGAGCCAGAGACAGUGCUCCAUUCUGUAUUUAUUGAAUGUUUAACAAGUGAUAGUUCUCUUUAGGACAAGGGCAUUGGCAUCUUAGCUAACUGCUUUUUAUACUUUGUGUUUCAUUCAUUGAGAUUUCUUUAAUCAAGUACAGUGCAAUGGCUACAUGCUUUGUUUUGUUUGUAUUGCUGGCAUAAUGUUUUUUUGUGUGUUUAUUUGCAUAAAGUAGGUAUUUAAUCUGCCUCGGUGUUGCACUAAGAUUACUACAAGCUAAUCAGGAUUUGUAGAAAGUGUAAGGGAAUGGUAUGGUUUUAGAUCAGUUGCAUUUUGCACAAUAUUUUCCCAUGGUUUUAGUAUUUUUAAAGUACGUGCCAAAAUACUUUAGCUACAAAACAUGUGAAACUUAAAUUAGUGGUAUUGAUUUUCUAAUUUUAGACUCAAUUUUACAUGAGACCCCAACUGGGGAGAACCACUGUGAUUUCACUUUUACAGGUGUUAAAAAAAAAAAAAGGAACAAAAAAAAAAAAAAGUGUUUAAACACUGAUGUAAUUAUUGGUGGUACAUUUAGUUGGUACACAUGUUGCUUGUAAAAUGUUAUGCUUUUAUGCUGUGGCUAAAACUGGGCGGGGACGAGGGGGAUGGGGG
Molecule: messenger RNA, 3300 nt
Organism: Neoarius graeffei (lesser salmon catfish)
Lineage: Eukaryota; Metazoa; Chordata; Actinopteri; Siluriformes; Ariidae
Gene: enpp5
Product: ectonucleotide pyrophosphatase/phosphodiesterase 5
Exons: 4
Coding region: 54-1466 (470 amino acids)
Source: RefSeq, a predicted model, not a curated record